Molecule: messenger RNA, 854 nt
Organism: Cavia porcellus (domestic guinea pig)
Lineage: Eukaryota; Metazoa; Chordata; Mammalia; Rodentia; Caviidae
Exons: 5
Coding region: 1-750 (249 amino acids)
Source: RefSeq, a predicted model, not a curated record
AUGGCAGAUGUGGUUGCCCACCAAGCCUGGGUCUUCCCUCAGGCUUCCAGGAGCCAAGAAGGAGCCCACCGUGGGUAUUCCUUGAAUCCAGUAGUGCAGCCUGUUGAGGUGCAGCAGCUUGAAGACACUCAGGUCUCCAGGGAGUCGAACACAGAGUCACCUCGCUCGGAGCAAAAGCCAGACCUACAGCCGGAAACAACCUUCACGUUCCUGUUCACACUCCUGAGCACACCGGAGCCCAGAGUCCCUGACCCGAAUAUUCACACCUGCACCAGGACCGAGGAGCCUGGGGCUCUGGCUGGGCGCCUCCUUCCCCCAGCCUCCAGAUCUGCCAGUCCAGCCCUCACUGUCCAGCUGUCCGGGGACUUGGAGAUCCAGGAGAGCCGGUUCCUGGGACAGCAGGACUGGGGCGUUCGGCGCGCCUCAGAGGAGAUGAAGCAUCUGCAGAACGUCUGUGUGAGGCUUCGGGAGGCGCUGAGCACCACCCUAGCAGACAACCUGGCUCUGGGGGAGAAGCUGCGAAACCUGCCUAGCUUCCUGUGUGAGAAGCUGAAGGAGGGAAUGCAGGCCGCACAGGAGGAAGCACAGGACACCCAGGAGGAAACCUUGACUAAGCAGGUACUGGGGCAGCUGCAGCAGGAGAGGACAGAUUACGAGGACUUUCUGCCCUGCACCUCAAGAUCAAGCACCUGCACCUUUGUCUCAACCCCCCAGCUCCUAGAGGGCAGCGCCACUCUUCCUGCCUUCUGACCCUGCCCCAGUGCAUGGAAAUCAGUCAGCCCUGGCCAGGCCUCAGUUGGAGGCCUGACACCCCCUUGGGAUGCCCCAUCAGCUGCCUAACAAUAAACUUUCUA